Messenger RNA from Anguilla anguilla (European eel), 1711 nucleotides. RefSeq names its product DET1- and DDB1-associated protein 1-like. Gene Ontology annotation, biological process: positive regulation of proteasomal ubiquitin-dependent protein catabolic process. The record is from RefSeq and is a predicted model, not a curated record. Gene Ontology annotation, cellular component: Cul4-RING E3 ubiquitin ligase complex. NCBI's taxonomy places the organism in Eukaryota, Metazoa, Chordata, Actinopteri, Anguilliformes, Anguillidae. The coding region runs from base 314 to 622 and encodes 102 amino acids. The transcript is spliced from 5 exons.
ACGCCCAGCAAACUAGUGUGUUCUGCUAAAUCGUGCGUGUAUGUAGCUCCGAAACCGGUUGGGCUCAGUUCGCUUAAAUAAUAUAUUUUCGCAAAUAUAUUAAGUCUUUCAAAUCAGUCGUACCUGUAAGACAGAUAAGAAACCUUAGCUGAUGUGUUUUGUCAUGGUUAAAUCUAAAGCCAUUUAAGUUGGCUAAAACAGUAACGUGCUGUUUUCUAGCUAACGCUACGACUUGGUUCUGUAGUUGAGCAACGUAAUAGCUAAUUUGACUUUAGCCGUCUCCGCACAAUUUCAAAAACCGGGUCGACAAACCAUGGAUAAGGCUGAUUUUCUAAAAGGCUUGCCUGUCUACAACAAGAGCAACUUCAGCAGAUUCCACGCAGACUCUGUGUGCAAAGCCUCGAACAGAAGGCCAUCGGUUUAUCUUCCCACCCGCGAGUACCCUUCUGAGCAGAUCAUCGUCACGGAGAAGACCAAUAUUCUGCUGCGCUAUCUUCACCAGCAGUGGAACAAGAAGAACGCAGCGAAGAAGCGGGAACAGGAGCAGGGGGAGGGGGAGAGCCCGGCCCCCCCUCGCAAAGUGGCCCGGAGAGACAGCCAGGAGAUGACCGAGGACCCCUAAACCUGAUCCGUGUCUGCGCUACAUACAUGUACAUACCUGCACACGGAUGUGGAAUACUGGACUGGGUGUGGCCUGCCCUCAUGUUGGGAAAGACUUGGACACCCUCUUUAAUGUUAGAAAAGUACAUUUCCCAUAAUACACUUUGAAAAGAGCUUCCAGCUGAGCUCUCUUCAUCUGCAUUUCCCUUCAUGACCAGAGGGGGCAGUGUGCUCACUGUUAGCAGGGGAGAGGAACCUGUGGUCUAUGUUCAGUGUGUGCAUUAGAAGAUUCUGGAGCGCCUGUGCUGUGCUAUGCUAGCUUUAUCCAGUUAAUAUUUUAGUUAGACUGUGUUUCUUGGCUUAGCUUGAAUGUUUGUAGCAGUCUGUCAGAGUGGCUCAAACUGGGUAAAAGAAAGCAAGCUACCUUAUUGCCAGAUUUGCAAUGAAAUGGCCUGUGUUUUUUGCGUUCUUUGGAUUCCUUGCACUGGAGUGUGCAGUCUCUGGAUGUGAUUUUAUUUUUAGGGUGUGCUUCCUCUUGUCCCGAAGGGGUACUGCCCCAUAUUACUCAGUACUGCGCUGGGUUACUCGGUAGUACUUGGUAGCGCGCUGGGUCGCCAAUGGUGUCCUGGGUUACGUGAACUCCAUACAGUGUCUACCACAUGACCUUACUGGCGUGCAUGUGCGUGCGUGUGCAGGAGUGUGUGUGCAGGAGUGCGUGUGUGUGUGUGGUAUAGGACUGAAAUGGCCAAAGAGGGCGCUGUGUUGCUGCUUUAGUCGGGGGUUGGGGUGGUGGGCGAGGAGGAGGGGCAUGGCAGUUGUGUACUAGUGCACCAUGCCAGGGGGAGGAGUCAGUGGAACCUGUGCCAAUCAGAAGCCUUCAGUUACUCAUUGAUGCGGAGUCCCCCAGCCCAGUCAGAUGAGUCAUGGCCCCGCCUGCUCAGUAACAGCCCCGCCCAGUUUAUCAGACACACCCACUUUUGCCAUUUCAUCCUUUCUUUUAUUGCUUCUAGUGUUGAUAUUUGUUGUAUCAAAGCACAUUUUCACUGUUUCAGAAUGGCUUAAGGAAUAGCGAUUCAGUGUAAUAAAGGCACAGUCCCUUUUUUUCACCUUU